UACAACUACUAGUAAUAUAAAAGUGCUCGUAAGAAGGAAAAAAAGUAUGAAUAGAUUUUAAAAGAGGAAUAGGUGGUCUUUCCCCGCUAAGAAGAAAAAGAAGCAAAGGCUAGCUUAGCUAGUAGCAGCAAGUGUAACAGUUACUCACUGGCACUUGUGCCGUCCCUCAAGUGCAUCAUCCAUUUCCGAGAGAAGAGCAUCGGCAUAAUGUUCUAACUAAAACCCUAGUCAUCAAAUCUAGGGUUUUCCCCAACAUGUCUCUCUAUCUAUAGAUUGAUAAUUAGGGUUUUGGCUUUGGGCUGGUUGUACCAAAUGGAGGCGGCAGUGGUCGAUGCUGGAUCCAAGCUCCUCAAGGCGGGACCCGCAAUCCCAGAUCAGGCUCCCUCCAUGAUAAUUCCUACUCAAAUGAAACGCAUGAUUGAAGAUGGAUCCUCAGCUGAUAAUUCACUGGUUGAAGAUGUCACUGUUGAUCCUGUUGUGCGAGGAUUCGUUAGAGACUGGGAUGCCAUGGAAGAUUUGUUGCACCAUGUUCUAUACACUGGCCUUGGAUGGGAAGUUGGGAAUGAAGGACAAAUCUUGUUUACUGAUCCACUUUGUACUCCCAAGGCUGUCAGAGAACAACUAGUGCAAUUGCUAUUUGAAACUUUUAAUGUCUCGGGAUUUUAUGCGUCAGAGCAAGCAGUGUUAUCUCUGUAUGCUGUCGGGCGUAUUUCAGGUUGUACUGUUGAUAUUGGUCACGGGAAGAUAGACAUAGCUCCGGUACUUGAAGGUGCUGUCCAACAAAUUGCCUCCAGAAGAUUUGAAAUUGGAGGUAUUGAUUUGACAAAGUUACUUGCUCAAGAGCUCGGUAAAAGUAAUCCUAUGGUGAACCUCAGCAUCUUGGAUGUUGAGAAAAUAAAAGAGCAGUACUCAUGUUGUGCUGAAGAUGAAGUUGCUUAUAACAGAACCGUUAAAUCAUGUGAGACCGAGGAACAUACCCUCCCUGAUGGACAGGUUAUAAGAAUUGGAAGAGAAAGAUAUACUGUUGGUGAGGCAUUGUUCCAACCAUCCAUAUUGGGUUUAGAAGCUCAUGGAAUUGUUGAGCAGCUCGCUCGUAGUAUUUCAACAGUUUCUUCUGAGAACCAGAAGCAACUGCUAGAAAAUACUGUCCUUUGUGGCGGGACUACUUCUAUGAUUGGUUUUGAAGAUAGGUUCCAGAAAGAAGCAAGCCUGUGCUCAUCAGCUAUCCGUCCUUCUCUGAUAAAGCCUCCGGAGUAUAUGCCAGAGAAUUUGACAAUGUAUUCAGCAUGGGUGGGAGGUGCAAUUCUUGCCAAAGUGGUGUUUCCACAAAAUCAACAUGUAACGAAGGCAGAUUAUGAUGAGACUGGACCUUCUGUUGUUCAUCGAAAGUGUUUUUGAUUAAUUUUACUUGCGUGAGCUAAGUUCUUGUUCGCAGCUUUCUGUCUGUAUUAUAUUAUGAUACUAAUGGCUGUAGAAAAACCUGAAAUAAAAAAUUGUCUUUAACUGGUAAAGGAAAUUGCACACCUAAUGUUACUGAUAUCAGUGUAUGUGAGUCGGUACUCUUUAAUUUCAAGGAUCAGCACUGGCUUGCUUCAAUUUAUCAAGUUCAUCAAAAUUGCUGUGUGCAACCUUCAUUACAGAGGACUUUUUCCUCUGCUUGUAUAUGAUUCUUUUUGCCUUGAACGUAUAUUUUAUGGUGGGCUAAUAUAUAUGAUUGUGAAGAGCCCGUAAAUGAAUCCAUUUGAUAGUACUCUCUGCUGCUUUAUUGUUGUAAUUGAAAAUAAAAUAAAUUUUUUGAAGGCGUUGAUUUGAAUGCUUCGCAG
Durio zibethinus is the source of this 1823-nucleotide messenger RNA. Its product is annotated as actin-related protein 7-like. NCBI's taxonomy places the organism in Eukaryota, Viridiplantae, Streptophyta, Magnoliopsida, Malvales, Malvaceae. The record is from RefSeq and is a predicted model, not a curated record.